Messenger RNA from Centrocercus urophasianus (Greater sage-grouse), 747 nucleotides. RefSeq names its product steroidogenic acute regulatory protein, mitochondrial-like. Gene Ontology annotation, cellular component: mitochondrion; mitochondrial intermembrane space. Lineage: Eukaryota; Metazoa; Chordata; Aves; Galliformes; Phasianidae. Gene Ontology annotation, molecular function: cholesterol binding; cholesterol transfer activity. The transcript is spliced from 6 exons. Bases 1 to 747 code for a protein of 248 amino acids. Gene Ontology annotation, biological process: intracellular cholesterol transport; regulation of steroid biosynthetic process; steroid biosynthetic process. The record is from RefSeq and is a predicted model, not a curated record.
AUGCAGGAGCUGAUAGAUCCCCACUGCCUGCAUUCCGAAAUUCCUUCUUGCAUCCAGAGGCUCAUGGGGAAGGAUGCUGCCAGGUGCAUAGAGCCCGAAGCAGACACGCAGCCCUCCAGCACGGACCUGUCCUACAUCCACCAGGGAGAAAGGGCCCUGCAGCGAGCGCUGGGCAUCCUGCAGCAGCCACACUGCUGGCAGCCAGAGGCCAACGCAGAGGCUGCCAUGUCCAGCACCGCGCUGCCGGGGCUGGGCCGCGUCUUUCGGGCCGAGGCGGUGCUGGCAGCGCCUGUGGGCAGGCUGCAGGGUGAGCUGUUUGAGCAGCUGGAGGAGAUGCCCCGCUGGAACCCCAGCCUCAGCCGCGUGGAGGUGCUCUGCCGCCCAGGUGAGGACACGCUGGUGACGCACGAGGUGACGGCUGCCAGCCCAGUGGGACGCAGGGACUUUGUCAGCACGCGGCACCGCAGCAGGACGCGGGCAGCCAUCUACCUGGUGGGCACCACUGCCCACCUCGAGCAGCCACCCGCACCACAGGGCUGCGUCAGGGCUGAGACGCGGCUGAGCUGUAUUGUGCUGCAGCCGCUGCCAGGCAACCCAAGCUGCACACGUGUCACGUGGCUGCUCAGCAUGGACCUGAAGGGCUGGAUCCCCACCUCGGUCACCAACCGCGUCCUGCCACAGUGUCAGGCCAAGUUCAUCGGGCACCUCCGCCAGCACCUCUCCUCCACUGCCUCUCUCUGUGGAUAG